CGCUUGGUGCUUCUCGUCCUGCACCACCGCCCUUCUCGAGCCUAUAUACUGUCGACGAUCAUUUCAAGCUUCCACCAGCUAUCUGUGAUCCUGCCUCUGAAGCUGGAGCAUCUUCUGCAACUGCAGCACCUGCCUACGCGCCUUCAGCAUCAGCGUCCGAAAGCCCUCUAGAGAGAUCGGGGUCCUUCGAAGAUACUGUCGCCGAGACUAAGCGAGCGCUCCCGCAGGACGUCAAGGGCGAGUCAUCAAACCAGAAAGGUGACGACAGCGAGCCACCUCCCGCAUACUCUGAAGGAUAUAGCCCACUACUCUCAUUCACCUAUCUAAUGGCGGCCGCCGGUGGUGCAUCGAGUAUUAUUACUCAAGUUCAGCAGGGAGGUCCUCCUAUCAAUGCUAUUGGAGAUGUCGGAGCCGAUGAAACGAUCACUAUGGACUUGCGCGGAACGCGCUUCGUUCUUUCAAGAGAUGAACUGCUGACACUACCUGAAUUCGUCCUUCUCUCCCUAUUCCCCAACGGACUCUUCCCCGAAGGUCACAUGGGCGGAUUUUCUGAGGGCGAUGCCGUCCAAGUUGAUUAUGACCCUGCAUCACUACAAUACAUGCUGGAUUUUUUCCGGAAUGUAGCUCAAUCUAUCCCCACCGAGUCUUCCCCCAAUGCUUCACCUGAUGGCGGUGCCGUCCCUAUUGACUCGCUUGGUGGUCGAGGCGAAGAUGGAAGUAAGAGAGCUGGUAUCAUUGUCCUAAGGGAGGACUUGGACUUCUAUGCUAUUCCUCCACGAGGGGAUAUCAGCCAGGCGGAAAUGAUUGAGGUUAAGAGAGCUGCUGCUCGAGCUUUACUUAAACAAGACGGUAUCUUUUCGGGAUUGAAACGAAGUGACGAGCCUGGCACGACCGAGGCGCAUUUGAUCGAGAUGCUUACGGCCGGCGGUUUCAAUCACGACGAUCGGUGGGGUCACCGUGCCGGCGAGCCUAACAAAGCUGUCGUAUGCAGCCUGGCCCUUGCCCGGUUACGAAGUGAUAUCCGUGGCAACGAUAUGGGAAGUAAUGGUGUCGGCAUGGCACAAAAGCUACUGCUCUUCUGGAGAAAGCCGGCACGACGUUGCUGGUGGGAAGGCGUGGACUUGAAAGAUGUGGAGGGUGUAGAUGGCCCUUUGAAGGUGUGGAUUCGAAGGGUGUGGACGUUGGAGAUGAGUGUGAUUGGGUUGCGUUGAAAAUGAGUUCUAUAUGACUUCUAGGCGAGCGACAUGGCAUUCGAGUUACAUUUUUCUCCUUCAGCAGCAUCUCGGAAGUCUUACCUCGACAGCACAUACGCAGGAAGACGAGGGUACACACGACAGCCCUACACGGAUGGACUGAUUUUUACCACUGGUGCACUGGUGUGCUAC
This is a messenger RNA of Annulohypoxylon maeteangense, 1385 nucleotides long. RefSeq lists its product as uncharacterized. NCBI's taxonomy places the organism in Eukaryota, Fungi, Ascomycota, Sordariomycetes, Xylariales, Hypoxylaceae. The transcript is spliced from 5 exons. Gene Ontology annotation, cellular component: nucleus. The coding region runs from base 327 to 1211 and encodes 294 amino acids. The record is from RefSeq and is a predicted model, not a curated record. Gene Ontology annotation, molecular function: RNA binding.